Messenger RNA from Styela clava, 2450 nucleotides. Its product is annotated as carbohydrate sulfotransferase 10-like. Gene Ontology annotation, cellular component: membrane. Gene Ontology annotation, biological process: carbohydrate biosynthetic process. Gene Ontology annotation, molecular function: sulfotransferase activity. The record is from RefSeq and is a predicted model, not a curated record. NCBI's taxonomy places the organism in Eukaryota, Metazoa, Chordata, Ascidiacea, Stolidobranchia, Styelidae.
GUGGCGUAUACACAGCAAAUUUCCCGAGGCAUUUAGAAAUGCUAGGAAAAAGAACUUGAUGUAAAUUUUAGUCGUUGUUUUUACAUUUCUUCAUCAAAUCGAUUGGAUAAAAAAUAUUGGCCAAAUAUUAAUUGAAUUAUUGUAUUCCAUUCUAGCAGCUUGAAACAGCGCAUUGGAAUGUAUAAGUCACUAGUUCGAAAUGUCUUCACGCUAUCAAUAUUCAGUAUAGUGCUUCUUGUGUAUAUUUAUCGUAGAAGUCACACUCAGGGGAACCACAGAAAACUGUCUCGCACUAAUUACAGCAUGAGUCGUAUUUCAAAUUUGACCGUGGCUGCUACAGAAGAGUCGACAACUUUCGCAGCAAAAUACGACUGGUCAGCAGCAGCUGAAAGAUUUAAAAAAAGACUGCAGACCGUAAGACGAACCUGCGAUCGAGAUUUGCCGAGCAAAACGUGGGUGUCAAACUUCUAUUUUCUGGUGGAUGUUCCUCGACGUCUGUUGGUGUGUGCAGUGUACAAAGCUGGGAGUACGUCGUGGCACAGAACGUUUUGGGCAAUAAGACGUAAAAGAAGCAAUCUCAGUACGGAUGAUAAGAAGUAUUACACGCCAGAUGAUACCAUUAGAAAUCAAGGAAUAGCCGCUCAUCUGUCGAAAUCGAAUGGUUUAAAACUCAUUACAGUAACUAGAGGAGAUGACGAUUUUACUCGAGAACCCCCGGAAGGAUCUAGUUUCCGUGUGUUAUUGGCGCGUCAUCCAUUUGCAAGAUUUAUAUCAGGUUGGAAUCAAAAGUUUCUUUGGAGUAUAAAUUAUUGGGUAAAUUUUGUGAAAGCUUACAAAGGUCUGCUAGACUACAGAAAACGGAUUGACGACAAACAUGUUAUGGCAUUUGAAGACUUUGCAGCAUACGCGGCAAAUAAUCCUUUUACAAUCCAAGCAAUAGAUGCACAUUUUCGUCCAGCUACAUCAAUUUGCUCUCCUUGCAGAUACGAUUAUACGUAUAUAUUGAAAGCUGAAAGUGUCGAUGCUGAUGAACCGUGGUUGAAACGGAGAUUAGGGUUAGAAGAUAUUAAUGUCGGAAGACGAGGGCUUCCACCAGGUGGCAGUGUUGUUAAUGGAGAUGUAAAAAACAAUAUUAAAAAGUAUAUGUCGAAGUUGGAGCCGAGCGUGAUCAAAGGACUAUAUAAAAUUUAUGAAAAAGAUUUUCAAUUUUUUGGAUAUACGUUUAAUUUUACAACUUUGGAGGCGGGUGGAUUUGAAUAAUCGUUAAAGUGUAAAUUUAAUAAAAUAGAAUAUAAAAAUCCCUGAGCGCAAAUUGUUAACAAGUGGUAGCGAUUGGGUAUUUGUAUCACAGCCUGAACAUCACAGAAUGAGGAGCAACUGUUUAUUGCGUCUCUUGCUCAAUGCUGCCUCCAAAGAGUAUUUUAUAAAUUUAAACUAGAUUCGAUUCAAAAACAAUCUCGAAUAGAGCCACAGACAGAUGGUAAAGUCUGGAGGACUGAUGAUGCUUUCUCCUAAUAUCUGAAAGAACAUUGCUGGUGAAGAUCUAGAACAGGGUCGUCCAACACGUGGCCCACGGGCCACUGGCCCACUGAAGGGUUCCGAGUGGCCCUCGCAGCAUUUUUCAAAAUUUAGUAUACUUAACUUAUCCCGAUGUCUCCACAAACCUGAGCAAAUAUUAACACCUGCCAUAAAAAAAUUAUUUCUUGUUUAAACGCGCGAGUAAUGUCACUUUUUAAGUCUCUUUGCGCAUGUGAUUGCCGGAGAGAAAUAUCUGGUCUUAUUUUUAUCAUAGUCAGUCUUGAAAAGACAAUUUUCGAGACAUCGCUUCCAAUUAACGAUACGAACGAUUUGCCUAUUCCAGUGUGUUGUAUUCAACCGCCACUUUCCAACGAGCCGUGAAUGACAAUUCAGAUACAAAUAUUUCAUAUAAGGUAGUAAGGUAUGCAUUACACCAUAAUGUUGCGGUAUAUUUCUACACAUUCCAAUUUUGUACAUGGAGUGAAUAUGAUCAACCCAAAUAUUUUUCGUUCCGUUAUAAUUCCAGCGAACAUUUCACUUGAAUUACAGAAACAUUUUUACAUAUUAUUUGACUUUCGUGUCCACAUAUUCCAACAUUGCUUCCUCGUUCACAAAUGGUUGAAGUCUAAGUCUUUGGUAAAAAAGCUACUUUGCACCGAGCGAUUGCUGAAAAUGACUAGGAACUCUUGGGACACUGGGAUAGAGUAGCUUUAAAAACAACAAUUUUUUGAAUUGUCGAAUGUUAUUUCAGGAUAUAAAUUAGGUGAUUAAAUUCAUAUAUAUAUUAGUAUAUAGUAAAUUUAAAAUAACCUUGUCGCGCUUUGAGUGAAUCAGCAAAAAAUAGCGAGCAUAAACGUUGACGUUUUCCUCAAUUCCUCAGCUCUGUAUGUUUAAAAUACCUUGAAAGUCCUAAAUAAAGCACACAUUAUCAC